Molecule: messenger RNA, 2250 nt
Organism: Megalops cyprinoides (Indo-Pacific tarpon)
Lineage: Eukaryota; Metazoa; Chordata; Actinopteri; Elopiformes; Megalopidae
Product: polypeptide N-acetylgalactosaminyltransferase 3-like
Exons: 10
Coding region: 307-2193 (628 amino acids)
Cellular component (GO): Golgi apparatus
Source: RefSeq, a predicted model, not a curated record
UUCCUGUGAGAGAGAGCGAGAUGAAUAGCGGUGAGACGAGUUGGUGCAACUUCGCGGGUUAACAGAAAACUACCAGCAAGCCGGGGAUUUUUCACACGGAUGGUCACCCCGUCCCCCGGCUUAUCUUCCUGAGCGCUGGGUAAUUAACGUGUCAGGAAUGACUCUGCAAACGUGAACGCUGUGGACGAUGUCCUCGACUCUCCAAAAUGUGGCCUCAGUUCCCGAUGAUGCCACCAACCUAAGACACGUUUUCAUGACUUUCUGCCUCCGAGCUGCCCUGCUACUUGUCGGACGUUCCCAGCAGACAUGGCCGCCUUCCGCAGGCUCUUCAGGAGGCGAAUGCACCCCUGGAAGCUGGCGCUCGUGGCCCUCGUUUUCGUCACCUUCUUGUUCCUGAUCCAGCGCGAAGUGGGGAGCCAGGGCCUGAAGGAGGAGCCCUGGCUGAAGGGGAUUGUGGGAAAGCGGGACACCAUGCUGGACCUGAUGAUGGGCGCAGUGAACAACUUCCGGGACGCCAUGCCCAAAAUGCAGAUCCGGGCGCCCGUGCGCCAGCCGGAGAGCGGCGAGGGCGCCUCCUGCCUGCCGGGGUACUACACUGCGGCUGAGCUGAAGCCGGCGCUGGAGAGACCGCCCCAGAACCCCAGCUCCCCGGGGGCGUCCGGGAAGCCCUUCCACGCGGACAACCUGAGCCCCUCCGAGCAGAAGGAGAAGGAGAAGGGGGAGGAGAAGCACUGUUUCAACGUCUACGCCAGCGACCGCAUCUCCCUGAGCCGGGACCUGGGGCCCGACACCAGACCGCCAGAAUGCAUCGAGCAGACAUUCAAACGAUGUCCGCCUCUCCUGACCACCAGCGUGAUCAUCGUCUUUCACAACGAGGCCUGGAGCACUCUGCUGAGGACGGUGUACAGCGUGCUGCACACCUCCCCGGCCAUCUUCCUGAAGGAGAUCAUCCUGGUGGACGACGCCAGCGCGGACGAGGCUCUGAAGGACGAGCUGGAUAACUACCUGAAGCAGCUGCACAUCGUGCGGGUGGAGAGGCAGAGGGAGAGGAAGGGGCUGAUCACUGCCCGCCUGCUGGGUGCCUCGGUGGCCACCGGGGACGUCCUCACCUUCCUGGACGCUCACUGUGAAUGCUUCCAGGGGUGGCUGGAGCCCUUACUGGCCAGGAUAGCAGAGAACUACACAGCAGUGGUGAGUCCAGACAUCACCACCAUCGACCUCAACACCUUCGAGUUCAUGAAGCCCUCCCCCUACGGGCAGAACCACAACCGGGGCAACUUUGACUGGGGCCUGUCCUUCGGCUGGGAGAGUCUCCCUGACCACGAGAAACACAGGAGAAAAGACGAGACCUAUCCCAUCAGGACACCAACGUUUGCUGGGGGCCUGUUUUCGAUCUCGAAGGAAUACUUCUAUCACAUCGGGAGCUAUGACGAGGAGAUGGAGAUCUGGGGUGGAGAGAAUAUUGAAAUGUCUUUCCGGGUGUGGCAGUGUGGGGGACAGCUGGAGAUCAUCCCCUGCUCCAUCGUGGGGCACGUCUUCCGCACCAAGAGCCCCCACACCUUCCCCAAGGGCACGCAGGUGAUCGCCCGCAACCAGGUGCGUCUGGCCGAGGUCUGGAUGGACGAGUACAAGGAGAUCUUCUACCGGAGGAACCAGCAGGCCGCUCAGAUGGCCAGAGAGAAGUCCUUCGGAGACGUGUCCAAGCGCGAGGACCUGCGUCAGCGUCUGCAGUGUAAGAGCUUCUCCUGGUACCUGAAGAACAUCUACCCCGAGGUCUUCAUGCCUGACCUCAACCCGAUACACUUUGGCUCGGUGAAGAAUUUGGGCAGAGACUCCUGUCUGGAUGCCGGGGAGAACAACGAGGGAGGAAAGCAGCUGAUUAUGUACCCCUGCCAUGGGCUCGGGGGAAACCAGUAUUUCGAGUACUCCACACACCACGAGAUCAGACACAACAUCCAGAAGGAGCUUUGUCUGCAUGGUACGGAGGGAGCCGUGAAGCUGGAGGACUGCCAGUAUAAAGGACGCAACACUUUUGUUGGAGCCGAGCAGAAGUGGGAGUUGAGGGAGGUAAUGCUCGAGCGCACGCUCCAAGGCGGCAACGCUCUGUCCCUUUAUCCGCUCGGAAGGCGUCCGUGUUACCUCAGUCCGCCGGCAUCCGGAUGGAUGUGCAAGCAUGCCGUUGCUGGUUACUGACUACCACUGUAGACACAUGACCAACACAGUUAUUGAAAUGCAAUUUCAAUAGAGAAA